AUGUAUGGAAAGCUCGGCCAGAUGCCAGUCACGUCGCCAGAAUUGAUGUGGCAUGACAACAUUACACACCGUGAUUUGCUCUUUGGAAUGAUGGGAAUGUUCUCGAAAGUUGUACACCAAGGGUUUGGAGUUGGUGAUGCAAUGGGCCGGGACAAGAUUGGUAUUUACAGCGCAGUGGAAAAUUAA
Penicillium vulpinum is the source of this 186-nucleotide messenger RNA. RefSeq lists its product as uncharacterized. NCBI's taxonomy places the organism in Eukaryota, Fungi, Ascomycota, Eurotiomycetes, Eurotiales, Aspergillaceae. The transcript has a single exon. Bases 1 to 186 code for a protein of 61 amino acids. The record is from RefSeq and is a predicted model, not a curated record.